This is a messenger RNA of Quercus lobata, 1739 nucleotides long. RefSeq names its product protein CUP-SHAPED COTYLEDON 3-like. The record is from RefSeq and is a predicted model, not a curated record. NCBI's taxonomy places the organism in Eukaryota, Viridiplantae, Streptophyta, Magnoliopsida, Fagales, Fagaceae. The transcript is spliced from 3 exons. The coding region runs from base 299 to 1519 and encodes 406 amino acids. Gene Ontology annotation, molecular function: DNA binding. Gene Ontology annotation, biological process: regulation of DNA-templated transcription.
CAAACUUUUAUAAAAACAACUUUUCGAAAUUUCUUUGCACUGUUUUUGUAGCCUUUCAGGUGAGCCUCCCUAGGCCCUCCACAUAACCUUUUAUGAACCCAAAAUCUAUCCCCUCUCUCCUUCUAUUUGCUUUUCCUUUUCCUUUGGUUUCAGUGCUUCUCUUCUCCCCCUAUAUAUUCACAUUUCCUCUUCACUUUGUUUAUGCAUUGUCACUCUAUUUCUUACCCUCAAAGCACUCACAACACAGACAAGUAAAAACUCCCUGGGAAGAAACACACUUGAUUUACGUUGCGUAGACAUGUUGACAAUGGAAGAGAUCCUGCGUGAGCUUGCUGGUGAGGAAAUAAAGGAUCAGGGUUUGCCACCAGGGUUUAGGUUUCACCCAACUGAUGAAGAACUUAUAACCUUUUAUCUAGCUUCCAAAGUGUUUAAUGGAGCCUUUUGUGGCGUGGAGAUUGCAGAGGUUGACCUUAAUAGAUGUGAGCCGUGGGAGCUUCCAGAUGUGGCAAAGAUGGGUGAGAGAGAGUGGUACUUCUUCAGCUUAAGAGACAGGAAGUACCCAACUGGGUUAAGAACAAACAGAGCAACCGGAGCUGGGUACUGGAAAGCAACAGGAAAAGACAGAGAAGUGUACAGUGCUUCAAGUGGAGCCCUACUUGGGAUGAAGAAGACCCUUGUUUUCUACAAAGGCAGAGCCCCACGUGGCGAGAAGACCAAGUGGGUCAUGCAUGAGUACCGCCUUGACGGUGACUUCUCCUAUCGCCACACGUGUAAGGAGGAAUGGGUGAUUUGCAGGAUUUUCCACAAAGCCGGGGAGAAGAAAAAUCCACUUUUUCAAGGACAAAGCUAUCUUCUGGAAGCUGCUUCAUCACCCACAAGUGGUUCCUUGCCUCCAUUGCUAGAAACCCCAACUACAACUUUAUUAGAAUGUCAAUCUCAGAACUCAAUGCAGGAUCUCCAAAAUCAUUUUUUGAUCAAUCAACAAGAAAAUGACCUCAAAAGCCUGAUAAACCCAGUUAUGUCUCAAUCCCACCUAUUCCCAAUAAAUGGAUUCCAAGUCCAACCCUCCCUUUCACCCAUUCACACCACAAUCACAAGCAGCACCUCAGUCGCUACAAACAAAAACACAGACACCACCAACAACCCAUCGCCAUCACCACUACCAUCGAUGCUCUUCAAGUCCCUGCUCUCACAUCAAGAGUGCACUUUUAAGGAACACGUGACUAUUCAAAAACAGUGCAAGACAGAGGGAAACUUUUCCCAUUUCCAAUUACCAGCCGAAGCUAACUUGCAACGGAUGAUGGAUAGGACUCUCCCAAACACAUAUCAAAAUCAAAACCCAUUGCUUUUUCAGGUUGAUUGUGGUUUGUUGGGGCUCUCAGCACUUGCUUCUGCUCCUACUACGGAUGCCACUGUUCAUGAUAUGUCCACUUCAAUUGCUUUCAACAGGGCUGGCUUUCAUAUGAUGUUAGAUACUCCAAUGAGGAUCCAUGGAGAAUCGUGGCCCUUGGAUGCUUAAAAUCAUCUCUACUUUUAAGUUUAUAUAUGGAGUAUUCUAUUAGUUUUUAUACGGAUGGCAAUCUAUAGAAUCUAUGUGUAUGUGCUGUAAAUGUAGAGUGCUAAAAUUCAUAGUCUAUCCAUGCACGCAUCUAUGUAUUAUUAUUGGGACAUUUUCUGCAGCUUGAGAAUUAGGGAGUUGUAUUUUAAUAUUUUAUUAUUGUACAAAGAUUGCUUUCUUU